CCCGGCGGCCAUACGAAGUCCUGCAGGCGGAAGCUGGCCACCUGUUGGGUAGCGGGCGACCUCGUCGUCGCCCUUUUUUCGCUCAGCUGCACCCACCUGAGACCACCAAACUCCUGGAAACUUUCCGGGCACGCCGUUGCUUUUGUCGCUAGCAAGAGGGCAAAUACAUGGACAAACUGAAGAGGGUGCUGAGUGGCGAAGAUGAGGAUAACAACGCGGACGGCAGCGGAAUAUUGCAGAGGGCCAAUCAGGCAUCGACACUGGCCUGGGGGACCAGGAUGAAAGGCUUCCUGCUCUGUUUCAUUUUUGGCGUGCUGUGCUCCAUUCUGGGCACGAGUAUGCUGUGGUUGCCUGGGCUCGGUCUCGCUGUGUUCGCUGUCCUGUACAGUGUUGGAAACCUCUGCGCUUUGGCCAGCACCAUGUUCCUGAUCGGGCCAUGCAGACAGUUAAAGAACAUGUGCGCUAAAGAACGAGCGCUGGCGACAAUCCUCAUGCUGGUGUGUCUCGUACUGACACUGUGUUCAGCCUUCUGGUGGGCGAACAACGGCCUUGCACUGCUGUUCUGUGUUUUGCAGUUUGUGGCGUUCACUUGGUACGGCCUGUCUUACGUCCCAUUCGCCAGGGACGCUGUCCUCAAAAUUUGUUCUGUGUGUUUCUAAAAUGUCUGAGUGACCAAUCGGGAUGAUGCACAUCUUCAGGUUAAGUGUCAGGUGUGGUUUCUAUGGAGACCAAUUGUGACUGUAUAUCCAGACUGUGACUUGUCCACCUGGUUUCAGUAUGAAUGUCUUUUUUUUUAAUCAGCACCCCUGCAUUUUUUUUUAUUUAUUUUGUGUUUUCAUGUUUCUCAACAUGAUUUUAAAAUGUAUUUUUUUUUAUUGUUAUUGAGUCACAUAAUUGGUAUACAGUCACAUACAUUGUCACAAUUUUUGAUUUAUUAAUAAACAAUGGUCAAAUAGUACAUUAUAUAAGUAAAUAUGAGCGCAAGGUGCAAAGUCAAUGCUGCAUUCAUUGUUAGAGGGCAUAAUGAUUAGCUUUGUAUGCUAUGUGGUGGUGGGUGCAGGUUUCAUUCUCAUUGUGUUUCUAAAUGUCCUGAUAUUUCAGAGCAAAGUAUGGAAUUUUUUUUGAGAUUUUAUUUCUGUCUGUAACAUUCAAGGUAUGACUAAAAAAUGUCAUCCUCAUUAGAUUUGUUAAAAUUUGAAUUGACACCAAGGUCAACGUGUGACAAGACCC
Messenger RNA from Syngnathoides biaculeatus (alligator pipefish), 1230 nucleotides. RefSeq names its product vesicle transport protein SFT2B-like. Gene Ontology annotation, biological process: vesicle-mediated transport. Bases 168 to 659 code for a protein of 163 amino acids. The record is from RefSeq and is a predicted model, not a curated record. Lineage: Eukaryota; Metazoa; Chordata; Actinopteri; Syngnathiformes; Syngnathidae. The transcript is spliced from 8 exons. Gene Ontology annotation, cellular component: membrane.